AUGGCACCAUAUGAGGCACUGUACGGGCGAAGAUGCCAAUCUCCUUUAUGUUGGUACGGACCAGAAGAUAAAGGCUACUUAGGACCGGAGUUAGUAAGACAGACCACAGAAGAUAUCAAGAGGAUAAGAGAAAGAAUACGCACCACCCAAAGUCGACAAAAGAGUUAUGCAGAUCAACGAAGAAAACCCCUCGAAUUUCAGGAAGGCGAUCACGUAUUCCUAAAAAUCACCCCCACCACCGGGGUAGGGAGGGCUCUCAAGGUACGAAAACUAAGCCCCCGAUACCUGGGUCCAUUCCAAAUCCUCCGGCGUGUAGGAAAGUCGGCAUACCAGCUUGCCCUACCACCAAAUCUAUCAAGACUACACAACGUGUUCCACGUGUCCCAACUCCGAAAAUACCAGUACGAUCCAAGCCAUGUGUUGCAGCAAGAGGAUGUAACACUCAAAGACGACCUGACCUUUGAACUACCAGCCACAGAGAUUGUAGACAGAAGUACGAAGCAACUAAGGAGCAAGAUGAUACGACUGGUAAAGGUGGCAUGGGGUAGCGGCAAUUCCAGAGAAUACACAUGGGAAAAAGAGGCAGACAUGAGACAGAAGCUCCCGGACUUAUUUACAGGUAACAAUCGUGGUGAGGAUCUCCUUUCUCCCCAACAGUAA
Molecule: messenger RNA, 660 nt
Organism: Arachis ipaensis
Lineage: Eukaryota; Viridiplantae; Streptophyta; Magnoliopsida; Fabales; Fabaceae
Source: RefSeq, a predicted model, not a curated record